AUGCCUUUCAAAGUUAUCGUUGCUGGCGGUGGCCCAGUAGGCCUCACAGCCGCCCACGCCUUGCACAGGGCCAACAUCCCCUUUACUCUUCUCGAGAUGCGGGACCGGCCUGCCAUUGACGCCGGCUCCAACCUCGUCCUCAACAGUGUUGGCCUUCGCGCCCUGUCUCAACUAGGGUUGUUCGACGAACUGUGCAAAGUCAGUUCAGAGCUCAAGGACAUGAACCGCAUGGACCACAAUGGCAAUGACAUUGGCGACGUCAACUGGUUCCACUAUGAGCGCGAGAACUUUGGUACCUGGCCUCGUGUCAUCAGCCGUCGCGAUCUUACCCAUACCUUGUACAACAUGCUUCCCGAAGCCGCGAAAGCCAGCAUACUCUGCAACAAGAAGGUCUCGAACGUCGAAUCCACGGACUCUGGCGUCCGCGUCCACUGCGCAGACGGCUCGAUCCACGAGGGAAGCAUCAUUGUCGGUGCAGACGGUGCCCACAGCCCGACCCGUCGCAGCAUGCGCACGCUCGCUGCCGAACACAAGUCUUCAGAUGUCAACGAGGAGCAGCCCUUCCUGACUACCUUUCGCUGCCUUUGGUUCCGCUUCCCAGGCCAAGCAGUACCAGACCUCACGCUAGGUACGACGGCGGAGUGCCACGGUCCAGGAGCCGCCACGCAGCUUUUUGUCGGCGAGACGACUGCUGUCACGGGCGUCUACGAGCGUCUCCCCAAACCGAGGCGUGAACGCAUCCGCUUCACGAAGGAAGACGAGGAGGCUAUGGUUGCGAAAUGGAGUCACCUGCCCAUCGCGAGGGGCAAGCAGAGCCACUUGACCCUGGGUCAAGCGUACGCCACAUGUACCGACUCGGGCCUCGUCACCCUCGAGGAGGGCGUCCUCAAGCACUGGCACUGGAACUCGCGCAUCGUGCUGGUCGGCGACGCGGCGCACAAGUACACCCCGUCCCUGGGAUCAGGAUGCAACCAUGGCAUCGUCGACAUCAUGGCGCUUGCCAAUGAGCUGCACAGGCUUCCCGCCGAACCGUCCGAGUCCGCGCUCGCCUCUGCCUUUGGCAAGUAUCAGGACACCAGGCGGGACAGCACGACGCAAGGGUGCAAGGAAAGUGGUGUCGCGACCGACGCGGCGACCUGGGGCUCCGGUGUGGCCAAGAUUGUGGAUCGCUGGGUGAUUGCCAACACCAUGGCGCAGAAGUGGUUUGCGAACAAGGGCGCGGAGAAGACAGCGGCGACGAUUGUGUUUGAUUACAUCCCUGGGGAGGAGAGGAUGAUUGGGAAAAAGACCUGGGUGAACGCGAUACCGACGCGUGUAGAGGCAUAA
Molecule: messenger RNA, 1326 nt
Organism: Emericellopsis atlantica
Lineage: Eukaryota; Fungi; Ascomycota; Sordariomycetes; Hypocreales; Bionectriaceae
Exons: 2
Coding region: 1-1326 (441 amino acids)
Molecular function (GO): FAD binding
Source: RefSeq, a predicted model, not a curated record